Anthostomella pinea is the source of this 906-nucleotide messenger RNA. NCBI's taxonomy places the organism in Eukaryota, Fungi, Ascomycota, Sordariomycetes, Xylariales, Xylariaceae. The record is from the annotation of a GenBank genome assembly.
AUGGAGUUCUUCUGUGUGCGGCCCAAACGUCGCCAUUCCAAGGAGAAGGCGAAGAAGACGACGGUCAAGACGAAGACGAAACACCAACACACGAAGAGGAAGAAGAAAACACCAAGAGACCACGACAAGGCUCAAGCAGUACCGAAGAUGGCGUAUCCUCUCUACGGCGGCGGCGGUGGCAGACUGUCUCUCGGUUCCAACCCUCCAUUCCCGGACCAUCGUUACUUCUUCUCCCCAGCGCCCUCCCAAUCUUUCCCAUCACCCGAUCGCGAGCAACGAGCAUAUGGUUGUCCGAAGUGCCCCAAACCCGCCCCGACGCAAGACUUCAACCAGAAAGUCAAUGACUGGAACCUAAUGGACACGACCCCCACAAACCCGGGUACGGAUCAUGCAGCAUUGGACGAACCCCCUAUCCGUCAGGUUUCCAAGAAGCACGCCACCAAAAGGGGAAGCAAGAAGGCGCCAUCCAAGUCGGCUGCCGAGACGUCCACCUCGUCCUAUCACCACCACCAGUCGAUGGCAAUGAAGGAGAUCUACGUGUAUCCGUGGUCGCUAUCCCACAUCUCAUUCCCUGUGGUCGACCACAGUACGCGUCGCCGCGAUCCUCUUGCGCCCCAGCGGCCCACCUGCUCCAUGGCGGUUGCCCCUGAAUGUGCGACUGUCCAGGACAUCAAGGCGACGCUCGCGCCGCACGGUUCCGACUUGGUUGUCUACGCUCGGCUGUCGGCAGCUGGUGAGACGGCCCCGAUCGACAACUUUGCCAACAUUACUGAUCUCCGGGAGGGCUCCCUUCAGCUGGAAGUCUGGGACUGCGAUGCGGUCGAUGAAUCGGCCAAGGCGGGUAUGAAUGGCGUCGGGGGCAGAGGCUUGAAUGUCAUGGAAAAGAUAUUUGGGACGUUGGACUAA